Scedosporium apiospermum is the source of this 4791-nucleotide messenger RNA. Its product is annotated as 1-alkyl-2-acetylglycerophosphocholine esterase. The transcript is spliced from 7 exons. Gene Ontology annotation, cellular component: T-tubule. NCBI's taxonomy places the organism in Eukaryota, Fungi, Ascomycota, Sordariomycetes, Microascales, Microascaceae. The coding region runs from base 1 to 4791 and encodes 1596 amino acids. Gene Ontology annotation, biological process: protein localization to T-tubule; regulation of cardiac muscle contraction. The record is from RefSeq and is a predicted model, not a curated record. Gene Ontology annotation, molecular function: protein binding.
AUGCUGGGCCAGACGUUCGAAUCUACGGAUUCCAAUCUUGGCUCGUCGGUUUCCACGGCUGCUUCCGUAGCCGGACUCGUCAGUCUCGCUAUCCAAUUAUCGCAACUGAGCUUCCAGUACGUUUCCAGCGUCAAGGGCUCCUCCAAAGUUUGGAGCGGGUACAUCCAGGAGCUCUCCACCCUCACCUCGGUUCUCUUGAAGCUCCAACAAGCGUACGAAGCGGCAGGAUCACGGGAUUUGCUCGGAAUCGUCUCGGGCCCCGGUCUGUCCGCGCAGACUAUCAACGAAUGCCACGAUGAGCUCUCUAGCCUCAAGUCGGCGUUGUCCGAAAGGCUCCAGAAGAGGGGGCUGCGCGGCAUGCUGGAGAAGCUGAGCUGGCCGUUUUCCGAGCCGGAUACGCAGGCGAAGGUUCUGAUGUUGCAUCGGUUCGGCAGUUUGUUUGGAUCUUCGCUUGUUGCGGACAAUUUAACCGUAUCGAUCGAAAACUACCGCCAUUUAAGAGAUAUCAAGGAUGUCAAGGACUUCGAGGACUUCCUGGCGUGGUUCGAGCCGAAGUAUGAGACGUUGCCCAUCUCUUAUGAGAACAUGCUCGAGGCAAUGUGCCCUGGGACUCGAUCAACCUUCCUCGGCUCAGAGACGUAUAUAAAAUGGAGAGACUCUCCGACGUUGGAAUCGCAGCAGCCCAUUUGGAUUUACGGUCCUCCUGGAUCCGGAAAGAGUGUCCUCUCUGCGACGAUUGUGAACGAUCUCAUGAGCUCUUGCCCCGAUGCAGCCAUCGCAUAUCACUUCUUCCAGUACAACCAAGAGGAGACGAUCCAAGACGUCCUCCGACACAUAACUCACCAACUCUUGUCCCAUCCCACGGUAGUGUCACAAGUGGCGAUCGGCCUUCGCAAGAAAAAGAUGCCCCGCAAUGCUUCACUUCUGCUCAAAGAUCUAGUUGCUGUCAUUUGCGAUAUUGCACUCACAUCUGGCCGAACCUACAUCGUCCUUGACGGCCUUGACGAGUUCCCUCAUUUCAACAAGUUGCUAAAGCAUUUACCCGAGUUUCUGAGAGCGAAAUCCCGGAUUAUUAUUUCCAGUCGUGAGCUGCCUAACAUCCAGACUCAUAUGAAAAGUGCGGUUCUUCUCGAUGCCCACGCAGAACGUUUGGACGUGGAGCUGUACGUCCAGUGGCGACUUGAAGAAGACUCUGAAAUCGAUGAAGAUCUCCUGAACGACAAUCUAAAGAGUGAGAUUAUCUCUAAAAUUGUGGGCCAAGUCGACGGAUCGUUUCUGCUGGCACGCCUCCUCAUGGACUCGAUCUGCAGCGCCACCACUGUCAAAAAACUUCGUAAGGCGCUAGACCUGAUGCCCACCAAUUACCAGGAAGCGUAUAGAGACACAUUCGACCGCAUCCUCAAGCAAGAUGAAGAACACAAAGGGCUGGCUAUAUCAGCCCUGAGCUGGAUUUGCAACUCAAGGCGCCCACUCGAUAUGAGUGAGCUUCAGCAUGCAAUUGCAAGCCUGGACGAGUCUCCAGAGUACACGCCGGAGGACUUGGAAUCCGACAAGUCUAUCUUGUCGUCAUGCCUCGGCUUCCUCGUUCAUUCAAAGUCAACGCGGACUGUUGAUCUGGUCCAUUCUUCCGCAAGAAACUUUCUCAUUGAACAGCUCGAUAUACAAACUCCGAGGUCGAACAUCACGAUUGGCCGCGCGUGCUUGCGGUACAUGUCAAGCCCGGAAAUGGCCAAGGGUGCCUGCCAAUCACUUGAGGAGCUCAAAUCAAGAAUCACCACAAUGCCGUUUAUGGAGUAUGCCACACGUCACUACGGGUAUCAUAUCCAACCGGUUGAGGAGGACCUGGUCUCCGAGCUCAUCACAUUUCUGAGCCAUAAACUCUUGCUUGAGAGUUCUUGGCAACUUCUCCACUUUGUCGUUAAUAUAGAGAGCCAAUCGGCUCAGGACCUCGUCAAUACCGUGCCCAGCCAGGCGACAAUGUUACAUGUCGCAUGUUACUGGGGGUUUUCGACCUUGUUGCCCAAGUGCCUGGAGAUGUCCUCGGUAACCGACGCUGCGAGUGGGCCUCUCUCGCGCCGGCCCCUCGCACCCAUAGGAAGCGCUCUCUUUCCCGUCUUUGCACCCGCAAAAGCAGACGCGCUGAACAGGACUGAUUCACACGGGUGGACGCCUCUCCACUGGGCGGCGUCGAAUGGGCAUGCCGAUCUGACUGCUAGUCUUCUUGACGAGGGAGCAGAUAUCAAUGCCGUAGACAAGGCGGCCUGGACACCUCUCUUCUGGGCUGUUGUCCGCGGCCAUUGUGAAGUUGCGCUGUUGCUGCUAGAGCGUGGGUCCGAUCUGAACCAAUCUGACGGUAGUGGAUUUACCCCGGUUCACUGGGCGGUCCUGGCCGGGGCCACAGACAUGGCAUCGUUGCUGCUCAGGUACGCAUUGCGGCUGCUUCAGCUCUCCAGAACCGCAAAGCCUUCAUAUCGAAUACGCGAGCUCACAGUUGCGGAGGCAAAAGCUCUCCGUCAGCCGAAUCCGAAGCGGUGCAAAAACCUCUUCCACCUGGUCACCGAGGUGUCUGACACGGAAUCGUUCGCGGAACUGGCAAGAUUAUAUGACAAUAUGUCCGAAAUGCAAAAUAUUGGGUUCAGUACAGAGACAGUGACUGCAUUGUGGGACCAGACCAAGGUCGUGCUUUCAAAAGGCGAGAUUGGAUAUUGGUGGAAGAUGCAGCAAAGGACCCCAAUUGACGGGGUGAGGAGGCAACUUCUUACCAAUGCUAUCCAGUGUGAAGAUGUAGAGUUGGUCAAGUCUAUUCUCGAUCUAAGCCGUGACUUGGAUAGGGACCUUGCUGGCGAUGUGGUAUCGGCACGGGGUGCAAGCUAUGUGCAUGUGGCGGCAUACAGUGGAAGUGCGGAGAUAAUGCGCAUCAUUUGCCAGGCUGGACUACCCCUAACGACGACUGACUCGAGGGGGCUCACGCCUCUUCAUUACGCAUGCCGAACGGGCAGUCUGGAGAUUGUGGAUAUUCUCCUGGAGGCGAACGUUGAAGUAGAAGCUAGGGACACGUACCAACGAACCCCCCUGAUGUAUUUGCUAGCCUUCGGAGGAUGGCGGACAGCCCUCACUCCAGGACAUGGUUUGGUGAUUUUAAGGGCUCUGGUUUCAAAGGGAGCAUCUAUUCACUCAAGCGACUCUCGUGGGCUGCAAGCCAUCCACUAUGCCAUGGCCACCGAGGACCCGGACGUUAUUCAGGCUUUGCUGGACCUCGGUGCCGACCCCGGCGCGGUUUCUAAAGACCUUGAAACACCGCUUCAUGUUCUUGCCCAAGGAUCCAGUGACCAUCGGGGGGCUCUUAGCAGUGAGGGGUUCCGGAGUGAGUUUCAUGAGUACAAGAUAUCGCUAAGUAUCAAAGAGGCGGUUGCCAAAUUGGUUGUCCGAAAUUCUACCCCAGAUGUUCUCAGAGCUGGGACGGCCUCGGGCGCGACGGCGCUGGCUUUGGCAAUCCGAUGUCGUAAUUGGAUCCUAGCUCAAGCUCUCCACGAGGCCGGCGCGCCCUUCCGGUACCAGUCUCCUCUUUCUGAUAUCUCUGAUAUCUCUGAUAUCUUCGAAACUGUCGCAGAGAAUGGCUUCUACGAGCUUCUCCGGAUCCUCAUUUCAGCGGGGUUGGUGCCAGGGAAACAAAAUAUCUUCCCUAAGACCUCCGCUAUCCUACCCGCGCAGAACCCUCACCGGUGGGACUGGAAAUGGGUCGAUACAUCCGGUUCUGAGGCAUUUCCUCGCCGCAGCCAUGCGCUGACCCUCCAAGAGCUGCUUGCUCUCGGCGUGAAUAUCAACCACGAGAGCACCGACUUGAGGAGGACGGCAAUCCAGCUGGCUGUUGAACGGGGGAUAGACGAUACUUCGUAUUUGGAUGCCCUUCUCGAAAGCGGGGCGGACAUGUACACCGGCACGGAGGAGGGACUAGAUUCCAUCCACCUUGCCCUACUAUGCGGAAAGUUGGACAACCUAGCAGUGCUAGUGAACCACGCGGCCCGCGACCCGUCACCCGACACCUGGCUCACCAACUGGUUGCGGGAAUCCCAAACUGCGCCCACGCAAGACGGCCCCGCCGCCUUCGAGACUUGCGUCGCUGCCAUUCGCCACUCCGGGAUAUUCCAGGCAUGGGACCUAGAUGGCCACACACUCCUCUUUCACGCCGCGUCAAAGGGAAACAUGGCUCUGGCCCAAGCCCUCAUCGAUCUCGGCUCCGAAGUCAACUUGUGCGAUCCCCUCGGCUGGACGCCGCUCCACGGAGCCGUGCGAGCCCAUCAGAAGGACAUGGUGGAGCUCCUGAUCCGCAGCGGUGCCGCCGUCCACGCGACAGUGCAAGACACGUCGCCGUUUUCUCAGCAGUCAUAUGCUCCAGUCACCGACGGGGAAGGAUCUGUACCCGCCAUCAACGCCCUACACAUCGCCGUGGGGAUCGGCCCGAACCAGGACCACUUCUCGCCCGACAUCGUUAGGCUGCUACUCGAGAACGAGGUGGACCCGGGAGGGAAGGCGACGAAUCUUGCGGAUCCGCGGGAGUACGGCGUCGAGCGCGAUGCGUCUCCUUUGCAGAUCAUGUUUCGGAAGUGGGGGGCCAGUAAGUCGGCGGACUUCUUCGCCGUUGUGCAGUUGCUGGUGGAUUUUGGAGCGGAUGUGAGGGGCAUUGCGGAGAGGUUGGAUGUGUGGGAUGUUAGUGCGUUUGAGGGGUUUGAGAGCCUGUGGGAUGUUUUUAGGACCGCUGACGACGAGAUUGAUACACUUGGUGUUGACUGA